Messenger RNA from Cynoglossus semilaevis (tongue sole), 1347 nucleotides. Its product is annotated as TNFAIP3-interacting protein 1-like. Gene Ontology annotation, biological process: regulation of transcription by RNA polymerase II; cellular response to lipopolysaccharide. The coding region runs from base 104 to 955 and encodes 283 amino acids. The record is from RefSeq and is a predicted model, not a curated record. NCBI's taxonomy places the organism in Eukaryota, Metazoa, Chordata, Actinopteri, Pleuronectiformes, Cynoglossidae. The transcript has 10 exons.
UACCACGUCAUUCUGUAACCUGGGUAUAACUACACACUGAGGAUGUGGUGAGUACAACAGGUCUGAGCUUCACUGAAGGAUCUGCACUCAUCACAGCAACAACAUGUCUCUGCAGGACGCCAUGAAGAACAGACACCAGACCAGAGAUGAAAAAAGAAAUCCUCACAGAUUAUAUCCAUCACUGCCAAAUGUAGACAGUUAUGACCUCAUCAAGCCAAAGGCUGAAAAACCUCCAGCAGUGUCAGAAUUCUACGCUGACGGACAACUGGAAAACACGCAGCCCGAGGCGAUGGCUGCCACAGGAGACGGCAGGCUGACCGCACAGAUCCAGAUCUUGGAGGAACAGAGGGAGGAGCUUUUUUCAAUUAAUGAAAAAUGGGCGAAGGAAUAUCACAGCAUGGUGCAGUACUACCAGCAGAAGGUGAGGAAUUUAAAAGAAUUACUGAACAUUCCGUUUGCCGAGGCGACAUGUGACGUACGACAGAACGCCUUCUCCUCGUGUAAAAAGCUCAAGACGCUCAAAGAAAAAGACGACACCUGGGUUGAGGACAUGAGCUCAAUGUUGCUGAAAGCAGAAAAGGAGGCAAUAGAACUACGAGCUCAGAACAGUGCUCUGACCAGAAGGGGGCAGCAUCAGCAUGAAGAGAUCAAACGUCUAAACAAGGCCCUGGAGGAGGCUCUCGGCACAGCAACUGACAGGAUGAGCAACCAGACACAGCAGGACAUUUGGAAACAUCAGGCGGAGGUCUACAAAGAAGACUUCUUGACCGAGCGUAAGGACAGGGAGAAGCUGAAGGCCAAGCAUUUGGAGCUGGAGAGUCAGUACAAGAAGGUCCGUGGUGAGCUGCGCGUCCUCAAAUCUCAGGUGACUUGGACUCCACAAGUGGUGCACAAGUGCAUCUGCAUACACCAAGUCCAACUUCAAAACCACCAGCCCAACCAGAGGCCAUCAUAGCCCAUUUCUUCAACAGUAGACUUCAAUGGCAUCUCCACACUUUUCUGAGAUUAGUUUUCAGCUACAGGCUCACAGUUCAAGUCAACACAGAGUACAAGGGCCGAGAAGGUUCAGACACAAGGUCCACAUUAUCAACAAAUGUACAACGAGAAGGAAAACUAGGUGAAGGAGACAAAGGCACAAAACAAGGAACAUCCUGACAUCCUAAUUCACGUGGUCUGUGCUGCUGUGGGGUCAGCUGGUUACACUGUUUGGACUGAAUUUUGAUUGUUUAGACAAACAACACGAAGGUCGAGGAGCGAUUACAUGGGCGACGGGAAAGUCAAUGAUUAACAGUGGUAAACCUAUUGCAGACAUUUCACCUGAAUUCUAGACUUGGCUUUAGUGUAGAA